Molecule: messenger RNA, 997 nt
Organism: Ricinus communis (castor bean)
Lineage: Eukaryota; Viridiplantae; Streptophyta; Magnoliopsida; Malpighiales; Euphorbiaceae
Exons: 5
Coding region: 173-736 (187 amino acids)
Source: RefSeq, a predicted model, not a curated record
GCAACUCCCAUGGCUACGGCUGGAGAGAGAGAGAGAGAGGAUACUGAAGUGAUGGAGUAAACACCAACGAGAUGCUGACACCUUUCUCUUUUCAGUUCUCGUCAAAGGAAAUCCACAAGUAAACUGAUUAAGAAAUCGCAGGAAGGAGAAAGAAGCAGGGAGCAGACCAGCGAUGUCGUUCAUGAGAGGAGAUUUGCUAACCAGAACCAGAAAGCUCGUCAAGGGCUUGGCCAAGGCCGAGCCUGCUUGGCUCAAAGCCAUGGAACAGGCACCGCCUGCAACAUUUCCACGUUGUGAUGGAAAAGUUCAAAAAAUCGCUCUUCCUGAGGAUCCUUAUAUCAAGAAGUUCUUCAAGGAGCAUCCUGAUUCCAAACAUGAAGAUGCCAUCAAGAUCUGUGGUUUUGAACCCCCUCCGGCCCGUAUAUUUGGUAUGCGGGUGCUUGAGUUGAAGGAGCAGGGAGUUAGUGAAGAGGAAGCUAUGUCUAUGGCCGAUCUGGAAUAUCUGGCAGAGAAAAAGGCAAAAAAGAAGGCAUAUGCUCGAUUGAAACAAAUCGCACGUAUUCAGGGGAAAAAACCUCCACCUAAUCCAUAUCCUAGUGCCAUUAAGGAAAUACAAGCAGAGGAGAGGAAGUAUGUUCGAGACCGGUUUUUCAAUCCCAAUAUAUAUCAAAUUGUGAAGAGGAUGAAAGAAGAGAAAGCAGCUACAGCAUUCGAUAGACAAGGUGGUUGGUCAUAGUAGAGAAUGGGCAUAUUUGCACCAUUGUUUCCAAUAACUAGUUCUGCUAAUCCAAUGCAAUACAGAUUCCUUUUUGUUUUUUGGUUGAUAAUCAUUAUAAGGAUGUAACUAAGUGUCUGUUUAAACUGGCACAUUUGACUUCCCUACAUUCCUCUCCUUUUCCUCUUUUCUUUUGUUUAAUGUUGUCCUGAAAGUUCUGAUUGUUAGUUUCCUUGCAAUGAGAUUGUCAUAAUUUGUUUAGCUAUAAUUUGACUUCCUUCA